GGUGGCCGCUGCUUUUAGGGGGCGUUCCACUGGUGCCGUCGGCACCGCUUAUCAGCGUCCGUUAAAGAUAACGAUCGACGACUCGGUGUACAGCGGCAUCGGGGGGGCAACUUUGCUCGCCGUUUUAACACCGUCAUGCCUCUUUGCACGCUUAAGACGAAUCUGCUGGCCAGCAGGAUUCCGGCCGGAUUCAACGUCAAGUUUGCCCAGUAUGUUGCCUCUCUCCUGAAGAAAGAUAUCGAGAGAGUGACCGUUAUUGUGGAACCAGGUGUGGACAUAUCUAGAGCCGGCACGACCGAUCCCAACUGUCUCCUCUCGAUUCAUGCCAUCAGCGUGUUCUCUCCGGAAAAGAACAAGGAGUACGGCAGCCAACUGAGGCAGUUCAUCUCGGACAACUUGGCACUGCCGCCGAAGAGGAUUGUUAUAACUCUGUACGACCUGAGUCCCACCGAUCUCGUUGUCGCCUGAGAGGCCUUUCGUCAUUGUAGUUGCCCUUCCUUCAUUUCCAGUUGCGUGCUGCGCGCUGUGGCAUUUGUGUUCCAUUAUGUGCAAUAAAGAGUUUCAUUUAUCGUGA
Molecule: messenger RNA, 574 nt
Organism: Rhipicephalus sanguineus (brown dog tick)
Lineage: Eukaryota; Metazoa; Arthropoda; Arachnida; Ixodida; Ixodidae
Product: D-dopachrome decarboxylase
Exons: 3
Coding region: 136-468 (110 amino acids)
Molecular function (GO): phenylpyruvate tautomerase activity
Source: RefSeq, a predicted model, not a curated record